Aspergillus japonicus CBS 114.51 is the source of this 885-nucleotide messenger RNA. RefSeq names its product putative beta-hexosaminidase. NCBI's taxonomy places the organism in Eukaryota, Fungi, Ascomycota, Eurotiomycetes, Eurotiales, Aspergillaceae. Gene Ontology annotation, biological process: carbohydrate metabolic process; glycosaminoglycan metabolic process. Gene Ontology annotation, cellular component: membrane. Bases 1 to 885 code for a protein of 294 amino acids. Gene Ontology annotation, molecular function: beta-N-acetylhexosaminidase activity. The record is from RefSeq and is a predicted model, not a curated record. The transcript has 3 exons.
AUGGAUGAAGACUCCGAUCUCUACCCUCACAGGGGUUUCAUGCUCGACACUGGCCGGAAGUUCUUCCCAGUCAAUGCGAUUCUCGACCUAUUGACCGUACUACACGAACACCGCUUCAACGUCUUCCAUUGGCAUAUUUACGAUGCAGAGAGCUUCCCCCUUCACUGGCCGGCUGAUCGGGGUCUGACGGACACGAGCAUACGGUACAGCCACACUCGGGAUUACUAUACACCUUCGGAUAUCCAGACGGUCGUCAACUAUGCCCAGAGUCUGGCCAUCCAGGUCUAUCCGGAAACAGACAUGCCCGGUCAUAGUGAUAUAUGGUAUGUGUCAGAGCCAGAAGAAAUCUCGUGGGCACUCACACCCGACCUCCAACACCUGGUUGCCCAACUCGACAUCCGCAAUGCCCAACUCCACGCCUACAUCGCAGAUUUAGUCACCACGGUAGACCAGUACUUCCAGUCCCCGCACUACCAUCACUUCGGGGCCGAUGAAGUCGCAUAUAUCUGGGGAUCGGACGAUGAUAACCGACUCUUUGCGAAUUAUCUGCACUGGCUCCGGUGUCUCCGCCCCAACAAGUCUGCUAUCCAGAUUGAUCUGGCGACAGACUGGAUCAUUCAGACUUGGCAUUCAGGCGUCACGCAAGAGGUCCUCCGCCGCGGUCACCGGGUCAUUGUUUCCGAGAGCGAUACGUUCUAUAUUGGGAACGCGGACGCCGAUAAGAUCUCCAAGUUUGCCUUUCCGGAUGAUGCCAACGUUCUAGGGUUUGAAGUGGUCUGGUUCAUUUCCCAGGGCGAUGAUUCCUGGGACUUUAGGCAGAACUGGGUUAUGCAGCCUAUCAAGGUGGCGGCGCAGAUUCGUCGACAGGGAUCGAAUCGUGCGUAG